CUUAUCUAAAAUGGUUCGAUAUUGCGUUUUGUGUUGUAAUCAUGAUGAAACAGUGUCUUACCACAAAUUUCCAAAAAAUGUGCAAAUAAGAAAAAAAUGGAUAGAGUUUUGUAAUUAUGGUGAAAAUUUUGUGGUCAAAACUUCUACUUAUUUAUGCUCAAAACAUUUCACGGAAAAAGAUUACCUACUUACAGCAACUAGGAAAAUUUUAAUGAGUGGAAGCAUACCAUCUAUUUAUCGUGUCAAAAAAAGAAAAAGGAAUCAAAAUAACAGCAAAGUUGAGAUUGCAAAAUCCUACAAAAGUGAAUAUAUGGUAAAUAUAUGUCAAGAGGAACCAUGCUCAACAAUAGUAUGUAAGGAGGAACCAUCAUGUUCAACUACAAUAAAUGUAUGUAAAGAGGAACCAUCAUAUUCAACUAUAAUAACUGAUAAAAAUAUAGACGAAUUAAUUCCUGAGAAAGAGAAAAUUGAUCAUGGUAUUGAUGGAAUGUCGCUGAUGAACUUUACUCAUCCAAACCCUCCACAUGAACCACGUUAUAUUGGUGAUAUUAAGAUAUCACAUUUAGCUACACCAGAAAGAGCUGAAAGAGCUUUAAAUCUAGCAAAACUCACAGUAAAAAAACAAAGAAGGAAAAUUUUAACUUUACAACAAACAACUGCUAGAUUGAGAAAGCGUAUUAAAGUCAUGAAAGCUUUGAUAGAUCAUCUAAAGAAAAGAAUGUUAGAUCAGAUGGUGCUGCUGAACGAUAAUGGUAUAAUUUGACAAAAUUGUAUAUAAUAAUGAAUCAAAAUGAAUUGACAUACAAUCCAGAAAUUAAUAAUA
This is a messenger RNA of Trachymyrmex cornetzi, 823 nucleotides long. RefSeq lists its product as uncharacterized. The coding region runs from base 11 to 763 and encodes 250 amino acids. NCBI's taxonomy places the organism in Eukaryota, Metazoa, Arthropoda, Insecta, Hymenoptera, Formicidae. The transcript has 4 exons. The record is from RefSeq and is a predicted model, not a curated record. Gene Ontology annotation, molecular function: sequence-specific DNA binding.